AUGAAUGAGACCCAAGGACCUUUAGAUACGCUACCGGAGCAAAACUAUCCACCUUCAAUAACUCGGAACAAUUACUGGGGGACGAAAGAGCUGAUAAGCCAAGUCAUCAGUGAAGAUCAAGAAUACGUAAGUUGGAAGCUCAAAGAUGUACGAACGGGUGGAACCAUGAAUGCUUACUUGAAUGAGUUCAAAAAUCAGAAUUUUGCGGGACAUGGAAGGAGGAGGACGAAGGACAAUUUUGGAAAGAUCAAAAAGACACCGCAUAUCAAUUCUGUACCUAGGAACCUUCAUUUUCCUCGAGACAUACACGAUGAGCAAAUUGCCCGUUUACCACAGCCCAAAGCGCUGGAGCAAUCUGAACAGCUGAAUUUGCUUCUAACGAAUUUGGACGAAGAACAGAUGAACAGAUUUGAAGUUUUUCGAAGGACGUCUUUGGCAAAGAAUAACAUAAAGAAAAUAUCCAGCAUUGUCACCAAUCAAACCGUUGCUGCUAAUAUCAACCUUCUUCUAGCAGGUGUGGGCAAGAUAUUUGUGGGUGAAAUAGUGGAAAAAGCUCAAGAGGUCAAGAAACGAAGUUUGGUGGUACUCAUGGCGUCAGUGUUUAGACAGAAAAAACUCGCCGCACAUAAGCUUAAAAAGACCUUUAAGAAGCUAACAUUGCUAGUGGAAACGUCGGAUGCGACUCUGGAUGAUAGUGUCGAUGAAAACGAAACGGAUGAUUACGAGGACGAAAGUGAUGAGAAACUUACGAAUGAGACGAAUACGUUCAAUAGGAUCAUAAGGUCAAAAGUCAAUUCUGAAGAAAACAGAAUCACACUCAUCAAGCACUACAACCGAUUGGUGCGCUCUUUCAACAACUUAGAUGUGAGUGUUGAAAAAUAUACCAAUAGCCCAAUAUUACCGGAGCAUAUAAGGGAGGCAUGGAGGCUGUACCGAGCGGAGAAUGAUACAGUGCCACAAGCUACUUGGAGAACGCAGGGUGAGGGAAACGGAUGGAUGUUCAGGUAA
Messenger RNA from Lachancea sp. 'fantastica', 1008 nucleotides. Lineage: Eukaryota; Fungi; Ascomycota; Saccharomycetes; Saccharomycetales; Saccharomycetaceae. The record is from the annotation of a GenBank genome assembly.